ACACUUUAUCGUUUCCGCGAGCCAAGGCCGAUAAUGCUGCAUUAUUACCGCGAGGUAGUCUGAGAGCUCCCUCUUCAGCGUCCGCGAGAGCUCGCAGGUGGGAGGAUAUUCUCGUCGCAUUCUGACCAAAGGGUUCGUUCAAGGGUGCGGCGUCUGUCGCGGGACCGGAGAUGGUGAGCAGUCGGUUAGCGACGACCAUAGCGUUAGCGCUGGUACUGGUGUCCGCAGCGUCCGCCAAGGGCGUCCACGAGCCAGAAAGAUUGAACACCGAUGUUGACAAGCAUGCCGUUAACGACAUUGAUGACUUCGUAUCGCAAGUGGGUGGUCUCACCACGGGCGUCAUCGUCGCCAUCAUCAUUAGUGUCAUCGUAGGCGUGGUCCUUAUCAUCUGCUGCUGCGUCUGCAUGUGCAGGGCCUGCGCAGGCAAAAAGGAGACCAACCACACGGUCGUGUACACGGCCAACCCGAACCAGGAGACGCCGCAACAACACCCGCAGCAGUACCCGCCGCCGAUUCACCAACAGUGGCCGCCAGGGGCGCCGCUUUCCUCGCCGCCUCAGGAUUACAGCGGGCCAGGCGCGCAACAGCACCCGCAGCAGUACCCGCCGCCGAUUCACCAACAGUGGCCGCCAGGGGCGCCGCUUUCCUCGCCGCCUCAGGAUUACAGCGGGCCAAGCGCGCAACAGCACCCGCAGCAGUACCCGCCGCCGAUUCACCAACAGUGGCCGCCAGGGGCGCCGCUUUCCUCGCCGCCUCAGGAUAACAGCGGGCCAGGCGCGCCCUACAGCCAGCCACAGACCCACGACGCGCAGCCGCCAGCUUACCCGCCCGGGCCUGCCUACGUGCCGCCCACGAAGUACUAGCCGUGGACCGUAGUGCUCGGCGUGUGCUCGAGUACAGAGACGCACGGGACGUGAAUUUGUCUACGACGUGCGUCCACACCAAGGCACAACUAAUUCGCCAUAAAGAAUCGCGCGGAUCUGCUC
Messenger RNA from Dermacentor albipictus, 986 nucleotides. RefSeq lists its product as uncharacterized. NCBI's taxonomy places the organism in Eukaryota, Metazoa, Arthropoda, Arachnida, Ixodida, Ixodidae. The record is from RefSeq and is a predicted model, not a curated record.